Morchella sextelata is the source of this 3219-nucleotide messenger RNA. RefSeq lists its product as uncharacterized. Gene Ontology annotation, molecular function: protein binding. Gene Ontology annotation, cellular component: ciliary inversin compartment. The coding region runs from base 1 to 3219 and encodes 1072 amino acids. Gene Ontology annotation, biological process: protein localization to ciliary inversin compartment. The record is from RefSeq and is a predicted model, not a curated record. Lineage: Eukaryota; Fungi; Ascomycota; Pezizomycetes; Pezizales; Morchellaceae. The transcript has 2 exons.
AUGGAAGUUGGCGCAUCUAUAGUCGGUUUACUCUCGGCAGGGGCGAGCAUCGCCAUCGCGAUAAACGAUUUCGUAACUAGCUGCAAUAAUGCACCACUUUUUGCGCAGUCGAUUCUUCACGAAACGCUCGAAUUUGGCUACGCCCUUGAGAAAUUGCAACGUUUAGUCGUAGGACCACAAGCUAACGCGCUCCACCAGUCAAGGACAUCAAUGAUUGAUGUCAACCAUCUUUCAUUGACACUGGUUGGAUGUGUUUGCACGUUUUCAAAACUUGAGAAGGAGAUUCAGCGCAUGAAGCUUAGCGGUAAAUUUGGCAUCUUGGAUCGUGUGAAAUGGUCCUUCAUAGAGCGAGAUGUUGGCUUGAUCAUCCAACGCAUCCAGAACCACAAAAUGUCCUUGAUGCUGAUUCUCACUAUCCUGAACGGAUCGGCCACCGAAGUAGCCAGCAGUCGAGAGAGUCUUGAUACGCAUCUGUCCAGAACAAUGUCCGAUGCUCCAGGUUCCAUGCUUAUUGAUGAUGACUCAAGCUCAGUCACGAGCAACUCCAGCCUUUCCCGGAAGUUAUACCGCCAUGCUUUCGAGUCCACACUGUUUGUUAGUCGUCCGUAUGUUAGAGGGAGGAGAUUCGACGAUGCUCAAUCGGCGCUCUCUAUUGCAACGUCACAGCGGCCAAAGGGGUGGUGGUCUUUAUAUACCGCAAAGUCCAACGAUUCAGUGUUUUCUUUACCAGUAUCCGUCACAGCAAUCUCGGGCACGAGCCUUGCUGAUAUACCAUCUAUUUGUAACUUAUCAUUGCGGGUGCCCCCUGAUGCCCUAUUGAACUCUCGUCGGGACCCCUUCAAGCCCAGAGACCCCGGAGACCCUUCCUCUCCCCGUCCCAGUGGCUCCACCGAUCACGAUAGACUGACUCCGAGGAAUGAUACUUACCACUUAAUUUCAUUCCGCCCUUUUCUGCUUAAAGCUGCUAGCAAAGGGCUUGAUACAACAGUGACAAUGCUUCUAGACAACACAGCAGAUAUGACUAUUGAAAAAACGCAGCGUCACCUGGAUGAUGCGCUACACGAGGCGGUGGUGAAUGGGUGCGCACAAGUCAUACGUGUGCUGCUGGAGCGAGGGGCACAUUGGUCAUCGAGAGUAAUCGGUCAUUUUACGGGAUCAUCGCUGCUGAGUGCGCUUAAACACGGGCAGAAUGAAAAGACUGAGCUCUUACUAGAAAGGGGUGCCAGUCCGGCGAUUGAAGCACGGGAUUCAAGUGGAUCUACGGCUCUGGAUGUAGCGAUUAAAGAUGCGAGAAGUGAUGUGAUAGGGUUCCUAUCAAAUAGAGAUUCGGCUGCUAAAGGAGUUGAUGGAGAUGGAUAUGCACCACUACAUCUGGCUGUGCGCUAUAUACAUAGCGAAAGCAUCGUGGAGCUCCUUCUGGACCGAAACGCAGCGAUUGAGGCAAGAACCACAGGUGGAUAUACACCCCUACAUCUGGCGGUGAAAUAUGGCAUGGUCGGGGACACCGUAAAGUUCCUGCUAGCCCGAGGGGCGGAUAUCGAGGCAGAAACCGGUAUACAUGAUAGAGCUCUACAUCUGGCGGUGGCGUCUAAGAAUGCUGAAAUUACGGAGCUCCUACUGGACCAAGGCGCGGCGAUUGAGGCAAGAGAUAAAGAGGGAUGCACACCCCUACAUCUGGCGGUGAAACAUGGUAGGAAGGAUACCGUAAAGCUCCUGCUAGACCGAGGGGCGGAUAUCGAGGCAGAAACCGAUACACAUGAUAGAGCUCUACAUCUGGCGGUGGCGCCUAAGAAUAUUGACAUUACGGAGCUCCUACUAGACCAAGGCGCGGCGAUUGAGGCAAGAAACAAUAAUGGACACACACCCCUACAGCUGGCGGUGAUAUCUAGCGACAGGAGGGCUAUAAGGAUCCUGCUAGACCGAGGGGCGGAUAUCGAGGCAGAAACCAAUACACAUGAUAGAUCUCUACAUCUAGCGGCGGAUAAGUUUGAGAUUACGGAGCUCCUACUAGACCAAGGCGCGGCGAUUGAGGCAAGAAACAAUAAUGGACACACACCCCUACAUCUGGCGGUGAAACGUGGUAGGAAGGAUACCGUAAAGCUCCUGCUAGCCCGAGGGGCUGAUAUCGAGGCAGAAACCGAUACACAUGAUAGAGCUCUACAUCUGGCGGUGGCGCCUAAGAAUAUUGACAUUACGGAGCUCCUACUAGACCAAGGCGCGGCGAUUGAGGCAAGAAACAAUAAUGGACACACAACCCUACAUCUGGCGGUGAUAUAUAGCAACAGGAGGGCUAUAAGGCUCCUGCUAGACCGAGGGGCGGAUAUCGAGGCAGAAACCGAUACAUAUAUUAGAUCUCUACAUCUAGCGGCGGCGUCUAAAAUUACGGAGCUCCUACUGGACCAAGGCGCGGCGAUUGAGGCAAGAAAUAAAGAGGGAUGCACACCCCUACAUCUGGCGGUGAAACGUGGUAGGAAGGAUACCGUAAAGCUCCUGCUAGCCCGAGGGGCGGAUAUCGAGGCAGAAACCGAUACACAUGAUAGAGCUCUACAUCUGGCGGUGAUAUAUAGCAACCUAGACCGAGGGGCGGAUAUCGAGGCAGAAACCGUUACAUAUAUUAGAUCUCUACAUCCAGCGGCGGCGUCUAAAAUUACGGAGCUCCUACUGGACCAAGGCGCGGCGAUUGAGGCAAGAAAUAAAGAGGGAUGCACACCCCUACAUCUGGCGGUGAAACAUGGUAGGAAGGAUACCGUAAAGCUCCUGCUAGACCGAGGGGCGGAUAUCGAGGCAGAAACCGAUACACAUGAUAGAGCUCUACAUCUGGCGGUGGCGUCCAAGAAUAUUGACAUUACGGAGCUCCUCCUGGACCAAGGUGCGGCGAUUGAGGUGACAAACGAAGAUGGAUAUACGCCUCUGCAUACUGCUGUGUUAAAUGGAAAGACGGAUAUCGUAGGUCGCCUGCUAGAUCAAGGUGCGGACAUCGAAGCAAGAUCCCCGACCGGACGAACACCGUUACAUUUCGCCGUCAGCUUUAAUAAAGAGGGAAUUAUCAAGCUUCUACUUCGUCGUGGAGCAGAUGUAAGGGCGAAGGAUAACGCUGAGGAUACCCCCUUAGAUCUGGCAACGUCCACGACUGGGAACAAUGAUAUUAUGCGGCUCCUCUUGCGCUCGGAACCAGCUACAAGUGCCGGUACAUCAUCAGCUCGCUCAAAUGUAGCCUGA